Molecule: messenger RNA, 1254 nt
Organism: Plenodomus lingam JN3
Lineage: Eukaryota; Fungi; Ascomycota; Dothideomycetes; Pleosporales; Leptosphaeriaceae
Molecular function (GO): catalytic activity
Source: RefSeq, a predicted model, not a curated record
AUGCCCCAGCUGCUCAAGUUAGCUUCAGCGCAAAGUCGCACCCUAUCGACCACUGCAGAAACCCUCGCCGCCCUCGAAGCCACCACCAAACGCGCCGCCUCCCUGGGUAUCGAUGUGCUCCUCUUUCCUGAAGCCUAUCUUGGCGGAUACCCCCGUACUUGUUCCUUUGGUGCUGCGGUGGGCGCUCGCGCUCCGUCUGGUCGCGAUCAAUUCCUCGCCUAUUUCCACGAUGCUGUCGAUCUCGGCGAUACACCUGCAGGCGCCGGGGCGGCCUGGCUAGACCGCAAGUUGGAGCUGCCUCGUGGCAAGGAGUACCGUGGUGAUGGGACGAGAGAGGAGUUGGAGAGGAUUGCGCGAGAAACGGGGGUAUUUGUUGUGACGGGGCUUGUAGAGAAGAGUGGAGGCACGUUGUAUUGCGGCGUCGUAUUUGUGUGUCCAAAGUUGGGCGUUUUGGGCAAGAGGAGGAAGGUUAUGCCCACGGGGUCUGAGAGGCUGAUUUGGGGUCAAGGAUCGGCGAGUACGCUGAGGGCAGUUACAACGGAAAUCAAGGGCGUAAGAUUGACAAUGGGAAGCGCCAUUUGCUGGGAGAAUUACAUGCCAUUGUUGCGACAAAGCCUGUAUGCACAGAAUGUCAAUCUGUGGCUUGCACCUACGGCAGACGCAAGGGAUGCAUGGGCAAGUCUAAUGAGAACAGUGGGCUGUGAAGGUCGAUGCUUCGUGCUCAGUGCGAACCAAUGUGUCAAGAAAAAGCAUCUCCCUAAAUGGAUAACAGGAGAGAAGAAAGGAGAUGCUCUUCAGAUGCAGAGCAGUUCUCAAAGCGUAGAUCAAAUCCGCUCGGAGCAGCCCACUGGCAGUGGAAGACGCAAGAGUACAAUCACUAGAACUGAGGAAGGUCAUGAAAUUUGCCUGCCCAUCAAAACGAACGACGACGAAUCAGCUAUUGACUCCUCUCCAUAUCCAGACGAAGAGUCGCAGAUCUCGAGCCCUAAACAGCAGCCUAUUGCUGCGAUCAAUUCGUGUUUUGCUGAUGGCCAAGAGUUUGUAUCUCGCGGCGGCUCAAUGAUUGUAUCACCACUAGGCGAUGUUCUCGCUGGACCAGUCUGGGAGAAGGAAGACGAAUUGCUGAUUUCCGACGUGGACUUUGAAGAUUGUGAGAGGGGGAGAUUAGAUCUAGACGUUGGGGGCAGUUACUCGAGAUCUGAUAGCUUCAAGCUGUACGUCGAAGGGUUGGAUCUGAGUCCACCGCCUUUCUGA